AUGGCUACCACCGCCAACACAGAGAACCAAAGCCCUCCUGUGCACAUUACCGGAACACCCCCCCAAGAUCUUCCAGGGUAUACCACGGUAGCGACCUUCCCUCCCGGCUCAUUCCUCGAGAACCUCGCCGUACGUCGCGAUGGCUCGAUCCUCGCGUCGGACAUGCUGAGUGGGAGUAUCUGGUAUAUCAACCCUCAUGCCGAAGAUGGGCACACGCAGAGAACUGUCGAGUUGGUUCACAGAUUCGAACUCCACGACGCUCAGACAGAGGGACGCUUACCUGGCAACGUGGCUGAAGAAGAAGAAGCAGAAGAAGGUCAUGGAAUAUAUUCAUCCACCCCAGCCGCAGAAGCCAUCAUUGAAUCCCCAACCGAACCAGACUUGUUCUACCUCUUCUCCGGCAUCCACGGCAAGAAGGGGACAUGGUGGGUGUACGAGCUGGACAUGCGCUCAUUCAUCCCGUCCUCGAACCGUACAAGGACUGCAACCACCACGUCCGACGAAGGGGAGCAGGCACAUCAAGUAGCAAAAGUCAGGCGUCUGGCACCAGUGCCCACCGUGACAUGGCUGAACGGGGGCACCGCCAUUCCUCACCCGACAGAGCCCUUGAUCCUGAUGGCCGAGUCGUAUCAAGGGUCCUUGUACUCGUACAACAUCAAGACCGGAACCGUGGACGUCUGGCUCCAGCACAGACUCUUGGGGAAGAUGACCACAAGACCGCCCUGGCCGGGCGUCAAUGGCGUCAAGUACCACCACGACGGGAGGGAUGGCUGGGUCUAUUUCACAAACUCGGACCGCGCAAUCUUGGCGCGGGUGAGGGUUAGCGGCCAUCAAGGUGAUCCUGCGCCCGUUGCUGCCCGCGAUGCCCGGAACGGGCAGGUUGAAAUCGAGAGUCUCGCCAGCGGGUGUGGUGGUGACGACCUCUGCCUCGACGGACAUGGGAAUAUCUACGUCGCCACGAACCCGCACGACACCGUGCUGAAGUUCCCACGACUUGCGUCCCCGGAUGACGCUACCCAAGCACAAAGAGGGAAAAAGGGGGAACCAGAACGUCAAGUCAUUCUCGGUCUUCGCCGCCGUCAGUUGUCCGCUGAACAGGCGUCGUCGCCAUCGAAGGCAGACUCCGACUUCGAGGUCGACGGGGACACGACGGGACCUACCGCAGUCGCCUUCGGGACCACGGCAUCCGACAAGAAGGAUCUCUACGUCGUCACGAAUGGUGGGAUCAUAAAUCCGUUUGACGGUGUUGUCAGAGAGGCGCGAGUUUUGAGAGUACAUCUUUAG
This is a messenger RNA of Fonsecaea multimorphosa CBS 102226, 1284 nucleotides long. RefSeq lists its product as uncharacterized. The coding region runs from base 1 to 1284 and encodes 427 amino acids. The record is from RefSeq and is a predicted model, not a curated record. The transcript has a single exon. Lineage: Eukaryota; Fungi; Ascomycota; Eurotiomycetes; Chaetothyriales; Herpotrichiellaceae.